This is a messenger RNA of Penicillium cinerascens, 1473 nucleotides long. Its product is annotated as carbohydrate-binding module family 48 protein. Gene Ontology annotation, molecular function: protein kinase binding. Lineage: Eukaryota; Fungi; Ascomycota; Eurotiomycetes; Eurotiales; Aspergillaceae. The transcript has 3 exons. The coding region runs from base 1 to 1473 and encodes 490 amino acids. The record is from RefSeq and is a predicted model, not a curated record. Gene Ontology annotation, cellular component: nucleus; cytoplasm; nucleotide-activated protein kinase complex. Gene Ontology annotation, biological process: signal transduction.
AUGGGGACGUUUACAUUCCGAUGGCCUUACAACGCGAACGAGGUGUUCGUCACGGGCACUUUCGAUGAUUGGGGUAAGACGGUGAGACUUGACCGGGUGGACGACGGCUUUGCGAAGACAGUGUCUCUCCCCAUUGAGAAGGUCCAGUACAAGUUUGUUGUCGACGGCAUUUGGACUACCGAUAGCCGUGUGCGAGAGGAAAGUGACGGACACAGCAAUAUCAACAACGUGAUCCUGCCCGAAGAUAUCCAAGAAACUUCCAACAACGUCCACGCACCCGCAACCAUGUCUGGCGUCACCCCCGAUUCCACGACCGCGGCCCUCGCUGCUGAAGUUCCCAAGGAGAAGUUUAAUGGCGACCUGCCUGGUUCCUUCCCCGAGACGCCGGGACAGGAGUCCGAGCAAACCCUAUCCGUCAAUCCCAUCCCCGCGUCGGGUGGCUACGGCAAUCCCAUCAAGCUGAACCCUGGCGAGAAGGUUCCAGACCCUAGCUCGAUCCAUGGCAACACCGUUGACUCGACCGUGAAGCUUGACAAGGAGUCGUAUGAAAAGGCGGACAGUAUGCCCCUCGGCAGUGCUGGCACUCAGAGCGAUACCGUCAGCUCCAGUGCUUUCGCGGUGCCUCCCGUUUCCACGAACCUCAUUCCCGAGUCUAGUCUGCCUAUGGGCGGGCCUGCACAGCGGGCUGCCAUGACCGAUCAGCAAAAACAGUCUGCUGGUGGCCUUGCUCAGCAGGCCGCCGCCGCCGACCCAGGCUACACCAUCCAGUCGGCAGCUCCCACUUCGACCACCGCCGCUCUGGCUGCCGCUGUUCCUCUGGAAAAGAACAAGCAGCCUGCCACCGAACCGGACUACACGACGCAAUCGGCAGCUCCUACCUCGACCACUGCAGCCCUAGCUGGCGCAGUUCCUCUUGAGAAGAACGCGCAGACGAACGGCACGGAGCCCUCGGAGGAUGUUCCGAAGAUUGUGAAGGAGUCAAUCGCUGACGCCCACCGGGACCCCGAGGCGGCAGCCUACGAGGAGGCUGUCCAAGAGAAAAAGGAAGUCGAGCAAGAACUUCAGAAGAAAGUCGACGUGAACGAGUCGGCUGGUACUCCAGCUCCCACCGUUUCCGCUGCCACCCAGCCCACUGCCCCCGGGCACGCUGCUGGUCUCGCCGCUCCAGGCUUCGACUCCGCCGAUGUGUCCCCGACUUCUACCCCUCCCCCGGGUCGUUCUACGGGGCCGGCGCCAACCUCUGCCCCUACCACGAAUCCGACCGUCCCUGACACCACGAACCAGACCGCCCCUGUUGUUACCGACGGACCUGUGACUGCGACGACCGACGAAGUUAGUACCGCGAAGCCUGCCCAGCAGUCCAACAACACUGCGGGUGCCAGCGCUGCCACUACCUCAGAGGGCAGCAGCAAGGAAGACAAGAAGAAGAAGCGCCGCAGCUUUUUCGGCAAGUUGAAGGACAAGCUGAAAUAG